AUGUCUGAAGAUAGAAAAGCAAGAUUAGCAGAAUUGAGAAAGAACAGAGCCAACAAUCGUGGAUCACUGAUAAAAGCAUCUCCCGAAUCUCAAGAGGAAGGAUCUCAAGAUGCAUCACCACCUAAGACACCAACAGUACUUUCUAAUGACGAUUCACAAGAAACCACUGAAGAUAAAGAAGAAACAGUAUCUUCCUUACCACCAACCUUAGAACUAACAAAUGGUGAAACUGUAGAAGUUGUUUCACAGAGAAUCUAUAAUGACAUACUAAAUAAAGUACAUAAUGAGGCAACAUCGGCGUUUUUUGAACAGGAAGAGUCAACCAAGCCUAAAGUGUCCUAUACCAAGGAUAUGAAAGAUGACUUGCAAAACUAUUAUCACAAGGCUGAAAUAAGAACUAAUAGAGCUAUCAAUAAAAUAAUACAGGACAAACUAAUACAAGAGUAA
Molecule: messenger RNA, 447 nt
Organism: Candida albicans SC5314
Lineage: Eukaryota; Fungi; Ascomycota; Pichiomycetes; Serinales; Debaryomycetaceae
Exons: 1
Coding region: 1-447 (148 amino acids)
Source: RefSeq, a predicted model, not a curated record